Molecule: messenger RNA, 1943 nt
Organism: Ochotona princeps (American pika)
Lineage: Eukaryota; Metazoa; Chordata; Mammalia; Lagomorpha; Ochotonidae
Gene: C23H5orf22
Product: chromosome 23 C5orf22 homolog
Exons: 9
Coding region: 66-1397 (443 amino acids)
Source: RefSeq, a predicted model, not a curated record
CGGGGACGCGCGGCCGGAGUCGUUGUGUCCCAGGGCUGGCCUAGUCCGCUUCGCAGGCGGAGAACAUGAGUGCCUCACCGGGAGAACGCGCUCGCCUGCGCCGCUACCCGGAGCUGCCGGUGUGGGUGGUGGAAGACCAUCAGGAGGUUCUUCCUUUUAUAUACCGGGCCAUAGGCUCCAAGCAUCUUCCCACCAGAGAUAUCAGCUUUUUACAUUUUGACUCCCAUCCGGACCUGCUCAUUCCUGUGAACAUGCCGGCAGACACCGUGUUUGAUAAGGACACACUUUUUGGGGAACUAAGUAUUGAGAACUGGAUUAUGCCUGCAGUGUAUGCUGGCCAUUUUUCUCAUGUUGUAUGGUUUCAUCCCACGUGGGCUCAGCAAAUGAGAGAGGGAACACAUCACUUUUUAGUAGGCAAAGACACUUCUACCACAACAAUCAGGGUUACAAGUACAGAUCAUUACUUCCUCAGUGAUGGCCUUUAUGUACCAGAAGAACAGCUGGAGAACAAAAAGCCUUUGCGAUUGGACGUCAUCACGAUGGGCCCUGAUCCACGCUGCAACAAACAAGAAGAAAACGCUGCUGCCUGUUCGGCCAAGAAGCCCAAGCUCUCCCCGGAAGGCGCAGAGAGCCCUGCCUCUGCUCACGGUGGCUCUCACCCGGAGGCUCUCGGAACAGCCUCGGACACACAGAAAAGCCGCCCGUCUGGCCUGGAACUGUCCUGUGUGUGUUCUUCUGAAAGUCUGGAAUGCCAGGCUGGCGUCAGCGCUCAGGAGAUUCUGGAAGUUUUAAAGAAAGGAGAUGGAUUUGUUUUAGAUAUUGACUUAGAUUUCUUUUCUGUUAAGAAUCCCUUCAAGGAUAUGUUCACUCAGGAGGAAUACAAAAUCUUACAGGAACUAUACAAUUUUGAAGGGCCUAGUGCCAACCUAUCGGAGGAAGAUCUGGUAGAUGUUGUUGAUGCUCGAAUUCACCAGUUAGAAGACUUAGAAGCUGCCUUCGCUGAUUUGUGUGAUGGUGAUGAUGAAGAAACUGUACAAAGAUGUGCUUCGAGAUCUGGAAUGAAAUCACUAGUUCCACUUGUACAAAGUUUAAAAAAACGGAUGGAAGUUCCUGACUACGAAAUGGUUCACCAGGCUGGGCUGACGUGUGAUUACUCAGAGCUUCCACACCAUAUCAGCACAGACCAAGAAAUUGAAUGUCUCAUUCAGUCUGCACAGCAUUUCCUGAAAAGUCUACCCAAACCUACUCUUGUGACAAUUGCGAGGUCCAGUCUGGAUGACUACUGUCCUUCAGAGCAGGUGGACAGCAUUCAGGAGAAGGUGCUUGCCAUGCUGCGCUCGCUCUACGGCCCUCUGCACGUCCACCUGGAGUUCCCCGCAGAGCCAGCUCCCUCCUGAAGCACACCGAAGGCAGGCUCUAGUUUCAUCUUGGUCCAGUAACGGGGUUUUCCUUAACUUAUUUGUAACCGAGUCUUCCAGAGAACACUUUUUUAUAUUAACUUUCAGUUGAAAUUGUUCAGGUAUUUGGAAUUUCCAAAUGUCAGUUGUUGAAUGCUGGCGGCUUUUUGGCCUCAGGUCUUCUUGGGCUUGGCAGGUGCAGCUGCAUAGCUUACUUGCUUUCCAUCUAUUCUGUCAUUGCCCUUUAUGCGUGGGAUUAUUUUUUUGCCUUAUAGCCCUGGAUCAGCUAGAUAAUGUGACAUUGGUUGAUUCAUUCAUCCCACUAACUGGUAUUUAUUCAGCACAUUCACAUCACAGGCAUAUUAAGGGCUUAGUGUGUGGUAAUGAGCAGAAUAGAUAAGGCCCUACUCCCUUUGGGUGAGAAAGAUAAAAACUGUGGAUUCCGAGAAGUGUCAGGGAAGGAUAACUACCCUGGCUUUAUAGGAAAGAACAGUGUCAAAAGCUGCUAGCAAAAACUCCCUGCCAGACUGUGGAAAUGUUGCAGAA